AAGGGAGGAAUGAGCUCGUCAUUUCACAACUUUACAAGCUCCCGAGAGGCACGAUAGGAGGAACUGAAAAACCUAUCUGCAGGCUCCACGAAUUGAUGAAAUGCAUAUCCUUUUGACAGAGUAGUGCUCCAGCUUUGGGUCUCUGACUGUGAUUGGUGAUUGUGAGAUCGGAGGAUCAUUAGAUUAACGAGAUGAAGAAGGGAAGAGUGAAAUGGGAUGAAGCUAAUUUGGGGUACAUUGAGGCGCAUAAACCUGUGAGGCAGAAAAUAACCGAACCAAAGACACCAUAUCAUCCCAUGAUUGAUGAUGACAAUGAUGAUGGAUCACUAUCACCUGCUAGAGGAGGAAGCUUUGAUAAUGGUUUCGAUGAUGGAGUGAAUGCAGAUGAUAUCCGUUCAGCACUGAAUGAUGUGGCAUCCUCUAGCAAACCCAAGUCUGGCUGGACGUCAUCUGAAGACGAGGCAGAUGCCAUGGAAGAAGAUGAAGAAGGCGGAGAUGCCGAGAGGCGGAGGAGCUUCAGGGAGCACAGGAAAGCGCACUACGACGAGUUCCACAAAGUGAAAGAACUUCUCCGCACCGGUUCUUAUCUCGAGGAAGAGUCGGACGAGGAUGCCGCCGGAAACAUCCGGAAGAAAGUUGGAGUUCCGAUCGAACCAUCCCCAACAUCAAUAGCCGCAGGCGUCAAAGACAUCGAGAUCGACGACGAAACCUCACUCCAGCCCAGCAUCAAAGACAUCGACAUCGAUGAUGAAACCUCACAGCCUCCGAACAAGUCUUAGUACCCGAAUUCCAGGACAUUCCGUCGCGCCAUCCAGGUCAGCUCGACUACACUCUUUUCUUGUUGCUUGUGUAUCGCUUCUUUAACUUGUAUAUAUAUAUAUAUAUAUCCGUAACAAAUAUAUUUUCGAUGCUUUUCGUUCCCCGUUGCGGACAUGCUCGUCGAACUAUGCCGAAAACUUUCCUGUUUUGCCUGCUUGCUGCUCAAUAAACUACCUUAAAACUUCUUGGAUUUUACUAUUUAUGGCUUGUAACUUUA
Andrographis paniculata is the source of this 1036-nucleotide messenger RNA. RefSeq names its product protein phosphatase inhibitor 2. The transcript has 5 exons. The record is from RefSeq and is a predicted model, not a curated record. Lineage: Eukaryota; Viridiplantae; Streptophyta; Magnoliopsida; Lamiales; Acanthaceae. Gene Ontology annotation, biological process: regulation of signal transduction. Bases 192 to 779 code for a protein of 195 amino acids. Gene Ontology annotation, molecular function: protein phosphatase inhibitor activity.